Molecule: messenger RNA, 2024 nt
Organism: Morone saxatilis (striped sea-bass)
Lineage: Eukaryota; Metazoa; Chordata; Actinopteri; Moronidae
Gene: myod1
Product: myogenic differentiation 1
Exons: 3
Coding region: 274-1176 (300 amino acids)
Biological process (GO): positive regulation of myoblast differentiation; regulation of transcription by RNA polymerase II; muscle organ development
Molecular function (GO): RNA polymerase II cis-regulatory region sequence-specific DNA binding; protein dimerization activity; DNA-binding transcription factor activity, RNA polymerase II-specific
Source: RefSeq, a predicted model, not a curated record
AAACCCCUCCCCGCUGCCUCCUGAUUGGUCGAGCCUCAGAGGACGUCACCUCCCUGACCCCGCCCCCCUGGGGGUGUCCCAGGUAUAAGAUGCUCCAGGUCAACAGCUGAGAGGACAGAACAGGACUCUACAUUCCCCCGAAAACUCUCCAACCUGCUCCCGAGUUCCUCCUCUUCCUCCUCUUCCUCCCUCUUCUUCUUCCCUGUAAAAACUUGUGUGUCUCACUGGAUUUUAGUUUCUUCUUCUUCUGUGGUGUUUAUUUGGGACUGAAGCAUGGAGCUGUCGGAUAUCUCUUUCCCGAUUCCCGCCGCGGAUGAUUUCUAUGACGACCCCUGCUUCAACACCAGCGACAUGCACUUCUUCGAGGACCUGGACCCGCGGCUGGUCCAUGUGGGUCUCCUGAAGCCGGACGACUCCUCCUCUUCGGUGUCACCCUCCCCUUCCUCCUCCUCCUCCUCCUCCUCGCCCUCAUCCCUGCUGCACCUCCAUCACCACCACGCCGAGGCGGAGGACGACGAGCACGUCCGCGCCCCCAGCGGGCACCACCAGGCGGGCCGCUGCCUGCUGUGGGCCUGCAAGGCCUGCAAGAGGAAGACCACCAACGCGGACCGGAGGAAGGCGGCCACCCUACGGGAGCGCAGGAGGCUCAGUAAGGUCAACGACGCCUUCGAGACCCUGAAGCGGUGCACGUCGGCCAACCCGAACCAGAGGUUGCCCAAAGUGGAGAUCCUGCGCAACGCCAUCAGCUACAUCGAGUCCCUGCAGGCGCUGCUGCGCGGCGGGCAGGACGACGGCUUCUACCCGGUGCUGGAGCACUACAGCGGGGACUCCGACGCCUCCAGCCCCCGCUCCAACUGCUCAGACGGGAUGGACUUUAACGGACCGACCUGUCAGUCCAACCGGAGAGGAAGUUACGACAGCAGCUCUUAUUUCUCCGAGACUCCAAAAGGCGGUCUGAAGAGCGACCGGAGCUCGUUGGUCUCCAGUCUCGAUUGUCUCUCCAGCAUCGUGGAGCGAAUCUCCACCGACAACAGCAGCCUGCUGCCGGCUGCCGACGGCUCCCCGCCGACGGACCCGGCGGGCGAGGCGGUGGCGGCAGCGGCGGCCCCGGGUCCCGUCCAGAUCCCCUCCUCGACCACCAGCCAGGACCCAAACCUGAUCUACCAAGUCCUAUAGACCCCCCCCUCACUCACAACCUGGGACUUACCAUCCUGUCACACAACAGAUCCACAAGAGCUGGAAAUGUACGGAAGCUCGUUCAUGCCACAAAAACAUCUCCACAAACUUACUUACUGGCUUUUUACUGAGCUUUCAGCCACUUUACACGUGGUCUUCAUCACCGGGUGGAGUUUAAUGUUUUAUAUCAAAUUUUAUAGAUUUUAUAGUUUCUAAAUGGAAACUCCACGUGUUGAUGAAGACCGUCAGAUACAGUCGAAAGCUCUGGAAACGAGCUACAAUGUGGGCCUCGAGAUUUUAUUUUUUAACAAGAAUUUUAAUUCAGUCUUAAUUUAAAAGCUGUAAAAUAAGGAAUGUAAAUAAUAAUUGUUUAAUAAAUUACACGACACUAAUUUCUUAAAAUAACAUUUUUUCAUGUUACAGAAAAAUGUAUUAAAGACGGAAAAAAAUAGCAAAUUAAAGUCCUAAUUUUGGUCUUUUUAAUUAAUUAAAAUUAGAUUUUAUCAUUCCAACAUUUACACACAUUUAAUUUACUUUCCUGGCAUGAACAACCUUCCGUAUUUGACCCCCAGAUUCCCUUUUUGUUGCUGUUAAAAAAAAAGUUAAUAUUAGAUGUAGAUAAAAAAAAAAACACUUGAAUGCUGGGAAAUGUAGUUUUUUUCUUUUUGCAACAUUUUUAAAAACAGGUUUACUGACAAAUAGAGUUCAGUUCUUGCUGUAUUUUUUUUUAUUUUAAGUUAUGAAAGAAAUAUUUUAAGGCUCAGCUGAGUCGUUCAGAUGGAUUUUUCUUCCUCUCGGUUUCUAUUUGAUGAAGGACGGAGGCCAAAAUAUACCAAAAAAAAAACAAA